This is a messenger RNA of Chara braunii, 6158 nucleotides long. Lineage: Eukaryota; Viridiplantae; Streptophyta; Charophyceae; Charales; Characeae. The record is from the annotation of a GenBank genome assembly.
GUGCAAAAACAUCGGAAGUUCGUCCAAGAAGAAAAUUGCCAUGAUGUCCCUAGCCGGCGCGUCGAUGAUGAAGACCGGGGUAGUAGGGUAUGGCAACUUAGUACCGCCGUAUUACAUGAAAUCAAGCGGGAGAGUGGUGUUGGGCGGUAUGAAACUGGGGAUGGUUGCGCCUCUUCCACCCCCAGAGAUGCAGGGUCAGGCGGGAGGAGGGCGUUCAAACUACUUGCGGGAUCGAAAUCGAGCAGAGAGGAAGAGGAAUCGUUGGGUACCGUACAACAUUGCGACGAAAGGAGGAGCCGUGGGGAGUCGCUCAGGAAACGGCGGCGUUGGGGUGAUUAGUUACGGAGGUCCAGGAGCACCCGGAGGGAGGCCGCCUGUCUUCGUUGUUCCCUCGGCGGCGAUGGAGGUAGCGCACUUGAUGGCCGCCCGAGGGCAGAAGUUGCCUGGAGGGGUCGCAGGUGCGAAGGGCGAAUCCGUCACGGCAAGCUCCUCCGCAGGUGCAGCCGGAGGAGCGUUGCCCAAGAGCAGGGUCACGUCCGCGAGUGGUCGCUGGCUGAAAAGAGGGAGGACGGGUAACCGGUUCAAAGGUGGAAAUCCAGCAUCAGCGAGCAAGAACGGUCAUGUAGGCGCGGCAGGAGGCUUGGGAGAAGAGGAUGACUGCGUUCCUCGCUUGCGCGAACUCCGGAAAAGGAACAGAGUCAAUAUGCGCAAACAAAUACCGAAGUGGUUGAAACGCCAAUCUCUGAAAUCGGUUCCUCAUGCUCCGAGGAACACGACAUCGUUCAUUAUGAGGGCGAACAAGUUAGGAAUUUAUGCGCCUCUUACCUCGCCGCGCACGCCGGCGUUCAUCCGCACGCCCAUUUUCUCUCCCGCUCCAUGGCCCACCGAUUCUCCCGGGGAUAAGAUGCUUGUGGAGCAAGCGAAGAAGUUCAAAGUUGAUCCUUACGGUUCCAUGAACGGGUGUAUACGUGUCCGCGAUCCUUCUGUGCCCGAGUUGGGGGCUGUGGGGUCGGGGGAAAAUCGAGGAGGGGAGGAGCUUGUUCUUCGUGACUCUUCGGACGAGGCCAGUAGUUCCAGUGAAGCCGAAGAUGGUCAGCCGAGCGUUGCGGAGCCGGAUUCUGCGGAGUUGUUCGAGCAGCGUAUGGAUCAUGAUCUCAGGAGGUUCGAGAUGACUUUCGCAGGGGAAGCAGCGGGGAAGGACCUCGAAGAAAGGAUGUUACGGACGCGAAUGGAGGAGCAGGAGGGGCGCAUUGCUGAUCUGGAGGAAGAAAAUAUGACUCUGAAAGAGAAAUUGUAUCUGAUUGAGCAAGAGAUGCAGGAGCUGCGGAAACGAUGCACGGUGGUGGUGUCCGAAGAUGUUUUGACAGCUGAGUCGGGUGAGAGCGGUGAUGAGGCCUCCGCUUCCGCUCUGGCUUGUCACAAGCGGGUAUGAGAGGCAAUGGUUCGUAGCCUCAGACAGGCAGAAGGUCGGCGGAUUGCGGCCGUCUGAGGCAAAUGGUGGCCUGCCGUCUCCUACUUGUUUGUCUUCUGGGAGCUGAUUCGUUCUUCGUCGGCUGCGUGACGCUUAUUCUGACUGAGAGGGGGUAGCUAGACUGGGGCGAAGGCGGGUUGCGGCAUGUGUCGGUGGUGGCAGAGCGAAGAAAGACGUGUUACCGAUGAUUCAAUAAGCAGCGGAAGUGUAAAGGCCCGAGCUAUCUCAGGAGGGAAGCGGGUUGGCGGGAAAACGGAUGUCUGUUGGUGUUUCUGGGUGUUCUCCGACUGUUUGUCCGCGUCUGUCGUCGUUUCGCAACGGUGGAGAAGAGCUCUGGCAGCCUGUCCUCUGUCGUUUGUCGGAGAAUGUAUGUCAAGAUCGUUGGUUAUUGAAACGCGCAUUUAUCGGAUAACGAGGUUGGCAUUGGACGCGGUUGAAGGCGAUAUGCAUCAGUGCGUUGCAGGUACGACAGGAGGAAUCGCGGCGAUCGAGUCGCGAAUGACGAACGAGUGCGGCAGCGACGGUGGUGACGACGAAGGCGUGUAAUGUGGCGAUGGGUGCUGUUGCGAGCGAGAGGAUGCACACAUUCAGGCCAUGCGAUGAAACGUUUGCCUUUGACGCCUCUGGUUUAUCGUCGGGGUGGUGAGACCGUUGUAUAUCUCUCUUGCUGAACUAUCCGACACUUUGAUUGUGUGAAGGGUUGUGUUACGGUUUGUACAUAAUGGUCGCGGUACUCGGUCAGUCGGAAAGUUUGUCUCGUGAAGACGAUGUGUGAAUGAUCAACGGGACAUACGUACAGUUGCAGCAGUCAGGUAUAGUGGGGACUCCUGUUGUCCUGUCCUCCUCCUUACAUUUUUUUCCCUGACAUAUUUUGGGCUCCUCGUCCCGCGAGCCAGGUGAGACCACACAAUUUCGUUCGUCGCUGUUGUUUGACAAAACGAAGCUAGGGGCGUAUCAAUGAACUUAGGGUUACGACCGUCGUUCUUGACGUCGUACAUGUCGGUUCACGGAAACGGAGGCAGGACACAGACAACAGUAGGCGGCUCCACGGAGAUGGUGGUAGAGUAGGUGGAGGGGAUUCCCGCCCCUCUUUACCGAGUUUGAGCGGCCUUUUAAGUAGGACACACAGCAAAAGGAGGUAGUAGCUGCAGGAAUCGGGGAGUGCGAAGGGUGGGAGGAAGGUGGUGUGGGUUGCGGGGUAACGGAAGUUUUGUGAGGCAGGGAGUUCGGGAAAGGGGGCCUGGACUGGGUUUGUCGAGUUUCUAGGGUUGGGGGAGACGUGGGGUAUUCUUGGUUCGCGUAUGUAGACGCCGAAGAUGAGAAGAGAAAAGGCAGGCAGGCAAUGGAGUGAUUUCGUGACGUGACAAUUUGCCCGCGAAUUUCAUGUGGAAAAAUGUUUGGAAAACACGGAUGUUUGGGGUGGUGGCGUGGUCACUUCAGGUAUAGAACCGUGAAUGAGAGACCGAGAGGCACGGAGAGUAGAAAGAUUAUACGCUGCCCUGUCCUCUGGGCGUCUCGAGCACUCGGCGUGCCGGGAGGAACAAAGGAGUUACUUAUGGCCGGGGUCUCGUUUCGUUGUCUUCCUGGUAUAAUUUGACCUGCGUACGGGAUCACGGUUGAGCGUUAAUGUUCGAUGCAGGACGUGCCCACGGGAAAGGCCACUUGAGGAUCUGGCGCGCAUCGAAAUGUCGCGUCUGAUUGCCGCGUUGGCAACCGUCUUUUAACGGUGUUUGGUAGAGCGUCUAUCCACCUCCAAAAAUGUGCGGCGGAGACCGCAGACUUGGUGUGUCCUGUCCGGUAUGUCAACAGCCCAACUCUUGCAGAAAUCUCGUCUCGUUGCUAUGAUGGUCGGCUUCUUCGUUUAGAACUUCCCAUCUGAACUGUUUCUGAAGGGCAUUGUACUCAACUUUUUGUCGUUCUUGUUUCAUGGUAUAUCUUGUACAGUAGUCGAUGAAUGUCCUCCGUUGGUGAAGCGAGUCUUGAUUUACCUUAGGCGCCCGAAAGGGGGGUCUACGGACAGGUUUCGGACGCGGCGCCCUGAGGUAAAGCUUACGGACGUACGGGUCAAUGUCGUGCCAGCGAUUGUAAGUUUUAGCAAUAAUCAAGGAUGUUACGCAAUAUUGAUGCGAUGUUGGUGUGAGGCAUGCAUGCCAUGAGAUGUGACGCAACUGUUUGUGUUGCUUGUUCGCUUCUCGAGCAAAUGUGGUAUAUGGGAACGUUUGCACGUCACGACUGUUAACGACCCUUUCUCUCUUCGACUUAAUGUUUGCUAGCCGCUUUCUCUUACCAGUUCGAUCGCGACUUUUGCGGGAUGGAUGCUCGUCCUUCUGCUGCAAUGCAGGUGGGAAUGUGGCCCCUGUUCUCUGUUGGAGUCGUCAGAAGCGUCAUUGUGAAUGAAGGUCUGUGGUCUGUUCCAUUCAUUAGUAGACUCGUCGACUCUGCCAGGUCGCCAUUGUGGACGUGUCAAGGGUUUGUCAGAUUGUGCCGCAGUCGUUCGUCGUUUAAACUCGCGCAAUUGCCCUGACGAUGUUUUUUUUAGCAUCUGCUCUUAACUACCCUUUCCUACCGUACUCUUCCUUCGUUAUGCGCAUCUUGGUGGUGGGAACUACGCUGCGUAUCAGUGCGUGCGAUUAUGACCCGUGAAUCAACUGUGGUGAAUAUUCCCUCUUACGCGGUCUUGGUAGAAUGUUUGUGGUGCGUAAUAAUGUGCAUAUGACGCGUGAAUCACCUGUGACGAGUAUUCACGCUACGCGGUCUCGUUGGAGUAGACCCUUUGACUUCGUAUAUUUUGUAUCUCGCAAGGGUUAUCGUUGAUUGGUGUUCACGUCCUACGGGCAAGAUUAGUCUCUCGGCAUUGCAGAACGUAGGGCAGCCUCACUGUCCCCUUGCUCUCUGUCUACCCUUUGUUUCAUCGUGCAGAGGAUGAGUCAAAUGAAAAUUUUCGCGAUUGAGUGUACCCGAACGGGUUAUCCUCGCAGUGUACCCGAACGGGUGAUCCUCGCUCGUAUUUGCCUAAGGUUGCGGGUGACAGACAUGAUCCCAAUCAAAUCAGUCUCUGAUUGAAAAUUUAAACUGAUUGGGAUCGUUGAGUACCUCAAAGAACGCAAAUGGGUCGCUUCCGAAUGAGUUAUGUCAAUGCCACGGUAUACGGGAGCUGUGCCGAAGCGGCGGGUUGGUUGCCAGCACCAUUGUUGAGAGUUCCACAGAUCUCGUUGGCUGACACCGCCAUCGGCGUGAAUCUCAAACCGAGUGGUGGUCGAGAUGAACGUGUGGCAGUCAGGGGAAUGGUUGUCAACCAAUCAGUCGUGAAGCCGCAGCUCAGCUGGUGUCUGUGUACGUUGGUGUUAGUGUUGCUGAGAGAUGCGGAAGAGACCCAUUCUUGUGUGUUUUCGUUAAUCUUGCCGAGUGAUGCGAAAGAGACCCAAUAUUGUCCCUUGCUUGCGGGAUGUCUUACGUGUGUUGGAGACGCGGCUGGCUCCCAUCCUGUAUCUGUGGUGGUGAUCAAGUUAAGAGUGCGGUGAUGUUCGACUGCAUUCCACUUUGAAUGGCGAGAAUUGAAAGUUUUGGUUAGGUCUUACUGUUGUCUGCCACUCGUGUGCAAUGAGCUGGGAUAAUGUGCAUGGCUCCUUGUCUUUAUGACGAACUCAUUGUGCCACACGUCCACCGUAUGGUUACGCGUAUGAAACAGUUCUCGCCUGUGGACGAAGGAAGCACUGCUGUGGAUGUGGACGGGAUUUCCUGUGCACGGAGACUCGCGCUUUGGCAGUUGCAAGCGGACUGCUGGACCCCGCGUCACUGAUUGCUCUAGGCUGGAGGGAGAGAAUGGGCGUGGAACCAGCCAUGCAGUCUUGUGUUGGAACUAGCCAUGCAGUCUCGUGGUGGAACCAGCCAAGCAAUCUCGUUGUGGACCAGCCAUGCAGUCUUCCCGGGGAAUCCUCUUUCAGAAGGGCGAUUUUAUUGGAAGCCCCUGAAGAUGGGUAGAGGGUGAGGCUACAGCCCUGAGGUGAAGAGGCUACAGAGUUGGGCUAUCCUCUGGUGCCCUCUGAGCACCACAUGUGACCAGUGGUAGACCUGCUAGGGAAGAUGUAGUGAUUGGGCGGGCGGGUGCGAGUUGUGAAUUGCGUGGGGUUUGAUUCUCAUGUGGUGGAUUACUUCGGGAAUGUCCAUAGAUGCGUAGGGCUAGUAUGUCUUGUACCAAUUCUUGCAUUGUCUUGUCUUUCUGGGACUGUUCACAGAACCCAUGGUUGGGCUCUCUGAGAACGGUGUGUCUGGUUUGAGGACAAAAUGGGCGUGUGUGUGUGUGUGUCCCUUGAGUGUGUCUUUGGCUUGCUUGUGAUGUUUUUUUUCAGGUUUUAAGGUUUUUAGGGUCUGUUGAUGAAUUGUGUGUGUGUGCACGUGUCUGUCCCUUCAAAUGUGUCCCAAGGACUUAUGCACUUGGCGAUGUUGCUUUGCUUGUGAUGUUUGUUUUGGGUCUUAACUUUUCAUUUGCAUCAAUUAAACGAGUUCUGUUUGUGUUGUUUGUAGAUUUCUGCCUUCAUGCGUUCCAACGAAUUACUUACACAGUGAUCGUCCAUUUCAGGUUUGUUCUGUUACCAGGAUGAUUUGCCGAGUCCUUACGUCUCCUGCGAAGGCAUGUGCGAGUGCAACUGGGGCACUCAAUUGUAUGUAAGUCCGCUUGUUUUGUAUC